Messenger RNA from Scomber scombrus (Atlantic mackerel), 3286 nucleotides. RefSeq names its product arginine vasopressin receptor 2b, tandem duplicate, 1 (gene avpr2b.1). The record is from RefSeq and is a predicted model, not a curated record. The transcript is spliced from 2 exons. Bases 331 to 1404 code for a protein of 357 amino acids. Lineage: Eukaryota; Metazoa; Chordata; Actinopteri; Scombriformes; Scombridae. Gene Ontology annotation, biological process: positive regulation of vasoconstriction; G protein-coupled receptor signaling pathway; regulation of systemic arterial blood pressure by vasopressin. Gene Ontology annotation, cellular component: membrane. Gene Ontology annotation, molecular function: vasopressin receptor activity; peptide binding.
CUGUGAGAAAUAAAUAUGUCCAGUUGUGGAGUGACGUUGCUCCUCCCUCCUGCAGAGAUGAGAAGAUAUAAAACCCUCUGCUCUCCUUCAACAACACCUCAGUUUUCGCGUGGAGACACUCAGCACUUGUUGCUUGCUGGAAUUUCACCCCUUUAACUUCCUCAACGGUUUAUUUUAACUUUUGAUUAAUUUAUUUUUAAGGCAAAUUGAGAUCUAGUCCAUCUCCACAUAUUUACAUUGUUUUUGGUUGUUGUUUUUUUAGUAUGCCUCCACUUCAGUCACCUGGAAUAAUCCUAUAACUGGUUCAGUCACUGUGCUUGGUGUGAAAGCAUGGCUUGGUUCAGUGUAAAUACCAGUAACACCACUUUGGAGAAUGCGCUAUUGGGGAAUGAGCCGCGAGACGAGCGCUUGGCUCAGGUGGAAAUAGCUCUUCUGUCCAUCAUCUUCAUCACCGCGGGGAUCCUGAACUUCGGGCUGUUGUUAGUACUGUGUAAGCGAAGGAAGCAACUCUCCAGGAUGCGCGUCUUUGUUUUCCACCUGUGCGUGGCCGAUCUGGUGGUGACAUUUUUCCAAGUUUGUCCUCAGCUCAUGUGGGACAUCACUGACAGAUUCGUUGGUCCAGAUAUACUGUGUCGCGCGGUAAAGUACCUACAGGUGGUCGGGAUGUUUGCUUCCACUUAUAUGAUAGUAGUGAUGACGAUAGACCGAUAUCAAGCCAUCUGCAACCCCAUGGUGACUUUCCAGAGGCGCAGGGCGCGCUGGAACGGUCCGGUGUGCGCCGCCUGGUGCGUCUCCCUCAUCGGAAGUCUCCCGCAGGUCUUCAUCUUCUCGCGGGUCGAGGUCGCUCCUGGUGUGUACGACUGCUGGGCAAAGUUCAUCACGCCGUGGGGGCCGAAAGCUUACGUGACUUGGACGACUUUGGUGAUAUUCGUCUUGCCUGUUCUCACCGUGAUUGUGUGCCAGGUGCGCAUCUGCAGGACCGUGCACGUCAACUUCCACAUGAAGAUGCAGCACGUCGGAGAGGCUGUCCGAAAACCGAUGUCUUCCAGGGCCAGCAGCGUGGCAGGGGUGUCCAAGGCCAGGGUGAAGACGGUGAAGAUGACCGUGGUCAUCGUGCUCGCCUACAUCAUCUGCUGGACGCCUUUCUUCACCGUGCAGCUCUGGUCUGUCUGGGACGUCGAGGCACCCACUCAGACUGCAACCUUCACCAUCUUGAUGCUGCUGGCCAAUCUUAACAGCUGUGCGAACCCCUGCAUCUACCUGAUGUUUAGUGGCAAGCUGCCCAAGAGAUUGGUGGCCCUGAUGGGCUCGGGCCAGCCUGAUCUGAAGGAGUCCAUCCAGGAGGAUGCCUCUGUGGUCAGCUCCCUUUAUAUCAGCCUCAAGAGCCUGUCAGACUGCAGAUAGAAUCUUUAAGCCUCAGAUACUUUUCUCACAUCAGGCCAGCCUGUUGAACAGUGGUGUGUAAAAUAUGGCUCCCUCAUGCGCAAAAGAGCUGUAGAAAUGUGUGAGGGCAGACAUUACAGCAGAACUACCAUUCUAUUGUAGGGAGACAACUGGGAGACAUUGUGAAGAUGAAAUGCUUGAAUAUUUAAGUAUAAGCUCAUUAUGGAGCACCAGAUACACCACCAAGUCUUUAAAAGAACAUUACCUUGAUACAUUAAAUAUGAUUACGCUUGCUAUAAAGGCACGAUUACUCAACUCAGUCUUGCAGACCUACACAAUACACCCACUUCACUAAAUGAUGCACCCAUUUUACUACCUAACACCCCUGACCUCUAACCUUAACUAUCUCACUGCUAAUGCAUAACCUAACCAAGGGGAUCUGUCAUGUAGAUACUGCAAUUCCCUGCUACAAUUGUCCAUGACUGACUGAGUGAGUGAGUAGCUCAGUGCUGAAGUAACACCAUUGGUUGACUGAACACCAUUACUUCCUGUAUAUAUUUCAAAUUAAAAAGCACUUUAGCCUUUCAUACACAUUCCAGCCAUUUACUAGGUUAUGAAUCUAGUCUUGUUUUGGUGGGACUCUAUGGAUGGCAAUGUUGUUAAUCCACCAUACUGGUCCAGACUGAUAGAUACAUAAACAACUAUUGGAUUAACUGCCAUGACACUGUGUACAGACAUUCAUGUUCCCAUGAGGAUGAAUCCUACACAUGUUUCAUCUAGUGCCACCAGCAAGUUGUCACUUAUCCAGUGAAGUAUCUCAACAUCUACACCAUGGAUUGGCAACAAAAAUGUUUCAUUCAUGGUCCCCAGAUGACGUAUUGCAAUGACUUUGGUGAUCAUUGGUGGUUGGUGACAUUUCCUCUAGUGCCACCUUGAGGUUGACAUUUGUGGUUUUGGGUGAAAUGUCUUAACAACUGUAGGAUGGAUUGUCAGUAAAUUCGGUACACACAUUCAUGUCUCAGGAUGAACUGUCAUAUGUUUAGUUAUUUUCUGACCUUUCUUCUCGAUCCAUUAUCAGGACAAAAUGUUAAUAAAACACUGUCCACAACUAAUUACAUUUUCAUUAGCUUUAGCUGUACUCUAUUUAGUGCUACUCUGCAAAUGGUAGCAUCUUAACAAUGCUAAACUAGGAUAAUGAACACUACAACAUUAAACCUGCUAAAUAUCAGCAUGUUAGCAUUCAUUGUGAGCAUCUUGAACAUGCUGAUGGCAUUUCCGACAGCUGUGGUGGACCCUAAUUACGAUAUAAUGUGUCUCUUAUUUGUUGACAAAUGAAACUUUAUUCAGGAGCCACAACAGAAUAUGGGUCAGGUUAUUUUCUCAGUCAGGAAUACAUAAAUUAUUAAUGAGAAAAUUAAGGAGAAUUCUGAAAUGGACACACAAUUUGCAAAAUGUUAAUUGCAAUAUUUUGAUUGCAUGUGAUUUUUUUGUUGUUAGAGGUUUAUGUAACUGAUUUUGUGAAAUGAAAAAUGUUUCAAAAAUGCAUCCAUGUGUUGUGAUUUGAAAGUGUUUCACUCACAUGUAAAUGUGGUUUAUCCUUUAGAUAUUUAAUAGGUUAUACUGUAUGUAUUAUAUGUCCUUCGAAUGUAGUUCUUCAGUCUACUUAACAUCUGUAUAUAUGAUCACAUGUAUGAUCAUGACAGAUAUCUGUUAGUUGUUGGUUAAAAUAUUCAGUUAUCAGACAUUAGAUGGGUCUGUGUUUGGUUCAAAUCUUGAGUAUCUUCAAAUGUUUAUUGCACCAAGAUGCUCACUGUAAAAUGUUCCAACAUGUUUACAUUUUUCAAGGAUUUUUAAACCCUUUAGGAGUGAUGAUGUCUGAGGUAUUGCCAAAUAAACUGUCAUG